This is a messenger RNA of Mya arenaria, 10463 nucleotides long. RefSeq lists its product as uncharacterized. The record is from RefSeq and is a predicted model, not a curated record. NCBI's taxonomy places the organism in Eukaryota, Metazoa, Mollusca, Bivalvia, Myida, Myidae. Gene Ontology annotation, biological process: detection of mechanical stimulus. Gene Ontology annotation, cellular component: membrane. Gene Ontology annotation, molecular function: calcium channel activity; calcium ion binding; protein binding. The transcript has 32 exons. The coding region runs from base 7 to 6180 and encodes 2057 amino acids.
GAUAAAAUGUAUAUAUUUGGUUUGUUUAUUGGUGGUCCGCCUUUGCCAUGUGGAGCUGGAUAUUACAUGCCUUACAAUAUGACUGACGCCAUUACCGAAAGCUGUGUUGACUGCCAUAUCAUUGUUGAAGACAACUGGUAUUUGAUUGACUGCCUACCAUGCCCAGCCGGAGAGUACUGCCAAGGGACUGGCCUGGUUAAUCCCAGCGGGGUGUGUAGCCCUGGCUUCUUUUGUCCAGAAGGUUCAUCCCAGCCAUCUCCAUGUGCACCAGGUACAUAUGCCCCUGAACAAAACCAUACAACAUGUAUCACCUGUCCAGUUGGGUUUUACUGUAAAGAACAGGCUAGUGUAACUGCGGUCCCUUGUCCAUGGAAUAUUUACUGCAAGCUGGGAAGUAGUGCUCCUGUUUGUGACUUACUGCCGCACGGAUCAGAGGGCACUAAUGUUUCCAUCAGUUCAUCAAAAGACAAGGGUCACCCGUACACGACACGAACCACAGUGACUACUCUGAAGGCUGUAUGUGUUGACUGCCACCUCCCAGUUGUCUCCUACACAUGGAAUGUGCGACAAUGUUUACAAAGUCUCAGUAUGGAGGAGUGCCGGAACUGUGAUUUCCAUGUCCUUCAACAUAGCAGUAACUUGGACACAUUCACUCUUGAUGUACGUGCGGAAAAUAUUGCGCAUUGGGACUACUUUGCUGUUUAUGUCACAGUUACAUUCAACGAUGGAAGCCAGAGUCGGGCUUAUCAGACCUGGAAGAGUAUUACGGUCGCUAAUGACACCUACUGCCACACGGUGCCAUAUUCAGGGCUGACUGUGGCGGAGCAAUUCGAUAUUCUGUGUGAUAAGUUGCCUGUCCUUGAUCCUGUCAUUGUUCAAUACAAACUGAGCAUCCUCACAGAUGGUAUAGAGGUGAUGGCAAAUGUUGGGAGCAGUUGUAAUAUGACGGACUUGGUGCUGAUGUCCGGUAAACCAGAGGAAGACUUCAUAUUGCAGCUUCAUUACGCUGUUACAUAUUACGGCGACAUUGUGUGGGACACGCGCUUUCAAGCACAGGUGACGGAACCACCCGUGUUAACUGAAGAAAUGGUUCAAGAGAUGGAUAAUGUCACAAGCCAAGUGUCUUUUAAUGAUUCAGACUCAUUGUACAAUUCACUACUUAAAAUAACAGGCUGUGUACAUAUAAUAAAUCUGGACGAGGCACCUGAUCCUUCAGGUCAACCUAAACAUACAAUACAAACUGCAGAGGUACGCAGCCAUGUAAUCAACAAGCUGAGUGAGAUAGAUGCACAGGAUGCACAGCUAGUAAAUGCUCUCAGUUUUACACUCAGCACAGUCGUUAAAAAACCAGACCAAAUCACCAGUGAGGCAAAGACCCAAUCUGUAUCUAUAUACAGCAAACUGGUGAAAGCUUACAAGAAUUCAUCUGCUGAGGUCUCACAAACAGAUCUUGCUGGCACAGCUAGCCUUUUAGUGAGCGGAUUCGGAUCUCUGGUGUUCAACACAGUUAAUGAAACCAAAGAACAGAGUGAGGAAAACGAGGGGUCUACAAAGACACUCUUGUCCUUGGUAACGGACGUGAUGGAUGUAAUACAGACGGACCAGGAAGUGGAUGGCCCACCCAUCACCAUUGUCACCCCCUCAAUCUACCUCUCUAUGAACAAGAUGAAGCCCGGCAAUUUGACAAGAAUCUCCAUGGAGCCUGUGAAGACCAAUGGGUCAAAGAUCAGUCUAACCAUUCCUGAUGACCUUGACCUCACAGGCAACAAUGACUCAAUCUCCAUGCAGUACAUGUACACAAAGAAGAACCCAUACAGUUGGAAAGAGAGUGUCGCCAUUGUAACAUCAGGUGUCCAGUCUCUCACUCUUAAGGACUCUCACAACAAGCCAGUCCACAUGAACAACCUCAAGUCACCAUUGAAACUUGCAUUUGACUUUGAUGAUGUGGCGACAAGUGCCAAGAUUCCUUUCAAGCUGAUCAUCCAGAAACAGGGUAAGACAUUUGAUCAGAUUGUGAGACAUGCAAGGCCGGGUACCGCCACCUUCAACAUCACCCUGACCCGAGGAAACACCCGGACAUUCGUGCUCGACCUGCCACAAAACUUGUCUUCCAUAAAACUUGGCAUAAGUGAGGAGGGUGGAGUUGAUAUUGAAGAACUGCUUGCCACUGGAUUUAGAUACCCUGGAGACAUUGAGCUGAUAAAUGCUGUGUAUGGAAGAGGUAAUGGUGACGGUGGUAAUGUUUUGGACAACAUCACCAGGUACUGCCAGGAGUGUGAUCAUCGCUGCUGUAAAGACAACACUGCCUCCUGUAUUGGAAUAUAUGCCGGCUGUGGCAUGUUCUGUAGCCAUCUCCCAGAUAUCAGCAUGACAGCAAACUGCACUGAUUUGAACGAAGAUUUGACAGCAAAAGAUACCCCGGGCAAUGUAAUUUCAGGAAAAACCAUAUAUCUGUCAGCUCGUGAGCCAAAGCUGGAAGAAAGCAAUGUAACAUCUUAUGUACUCUACUUUACUGUGAGCGUUGACCUUACCGACACCCAAACUAGAGAAGAGUUGAUGUUACGUGAACAAGGCUGUCUGGGAAACGAGACAUUCAGUGAAUGUUAUGCACUUAUGGACCUGACUACCACCCUGCGGAGCUUUCACCUGGGAUGUUACUACUGGGAUGUUGAAAAGGAUGACUGGACACAAGAAGGGAUGCAGAUUUCUGACCAAAGUUUAUCAUCAUCAACAUCUAUUGAGUGUUUGACCUCCCAUCUGUCUUCAUUUGGAUCGUCUGUUCUUGUGGCCCCAACAUUUGUGAAUCCAAUAGAUGACAUAGCGCUAUUCCUGACGUUUUUUGAAAACCCUGUUGUGGUGACAGCCGUCAUCAUGCUGUGGAUAGUCUACUUCUUUCUUAUACACUGGGCCAAACGUUACGACAGGAGGGACGUCGAACAAGUGGGAGUAAUCCCGUGUAUGGACAACAAGCCAGAGGACCAGUAUGUUUACCUUGUAUGCUUCGUAACCAGCUGGUGGAGAAGUGCAGGGACAUCUGCCAAUGUCUACUUCUACAUGACAGGGACUGAUGGAGUGAGUGGAAGGAAGCAUGUGAACACUGCAGACCGAGUGUGCCUGCAGCCGGGGAGUGAAGACUGGUUAGUGGUCACAACAGAGCACAGCUUGGGCCACAUCUCCUCCAUCACAGUCUGGCAUGACAACACAGGAAGUAGUCCACACUGGUACCUGAAUCAGGUUCAUAUCAAGGAUGUUGAGAGUGGCUCGUCCUGGAACUACAUCUAUAACGACUGGCUUGCCGUGGAUAUGGGUUCCCUCCUCUCCACCACGGCUACCAUUGAAGCCACAUCAGAGGAUCAGAUGAGGAUGAAGCAGAAGUACCGGUUCAUGAUCCAGUCUAGCCGGGAGAUAAGGGAUGGCCAUUUGUGGAUCAGCAUCUUCUCCAAGCCUCCAGCAAGCCAGUUCACACGCGUCCAGCGACUCACGUGCGCCCUCUCCCUUCUGCUCUCAACUAUGUUGACCAACCUCAUGUUCUACGGCAUCCCCACAGACGAACCCACUGACCAGGUGAAGGCUGGGCCCUUCAGUCUCAGCCUAACACAGAUUGUUAUUGGAAUAGAGAGCAGUCUCAUAAUGUUUCCAGUGAAUCUUCUUAUGAUACAGCUGUUUAUGAAGGUCAAGCCACGAGAGCGAAAAAUGCGCCGCAAGAUGAAAGAUCCAGAUGAAACGUUCAUUGCCUCAUUCAAUGCAUCCAUGACUGAUAGAGGUUCUACUCGAGAAACAGUGUCUGCAAUGACAGCAGAUUUCGAUUUUAAAAACAUACAAAGGCAGCUUGAUAUUGAUCUGUUUCGUUCACUGUAUACAGAUGCUAUCGGAGACUGUAGCGAGGUUGAUCCUAACCUUGUCACAAAUCUGUUGAUUGAAAAUCUGCCAGACCGAUUUUCAUGGUCAGUUGCUGGAGAGGCCUUGGGUAUGAAUGUUGUGUUAGACAACCAAGGACAAUUUACACUGGCGCCUCGUGGAAAGGAUACUGGGAGUAAAGAAGAUCUUGCCCUGAAACCAAAUAGGUCUGAUCUAUCGCCCGCAGAUGGCUUUGACACGUCAGCAUUAAAGUUUGAUUCGUGUGGAGAUAUUGGUCACACAACUCGCAGUCCAACUAUCAGCAUGUCGGGAGAUGCUUCUUCAAAUACAGCCAGUGAGAUGAAGCGGUUUUCAACAGAAAACAUUUUUUCAGAGGAUAGGUGUGUCCUGGAUGAGGCUCCCGUUGUGGUGCGUGCAAAGAAAGACCCAAGAUUCCUACCAUGGUGGUUCCUGUAUGUGGCCUGGACAUUUGCUAUAUCAGUGUGUUUGGUGUCCUCCUUCUUUGUGAUGCUCUACGGCCUCAAGUUUGGCUACGCGCGCAGCAUUGAGUGGCUCGUCUCCUUCAUCACCGGAAUUUUGCAGAGUGUGUUUGCCCAACAACCCCUCAAGACGCUGGUCAUGGCAGUACUGCUGACGAUGAUAUUUAAAAAAGAAGUGGAGUUUGAGGAUUUUGGAGCAGACAUGGAACUGGACAAUGAUGAGGAAUACCUGUGUACAGUGAACCCUAAGCCUGACAGCCACCUGCCUGUUGUCCCACCCCUGCCUCAACGCAUGAUGGAAGCCAUCAAACAAAGACUAAAGCUUGAGGGGUUGAUGGACUUGACCAUUCGUGACAUGAUCCUUCACUUUAUCUACCUGACCGUGGUCAUCCUGAUGCUAACUGGACAUCGUAACAUCACCACUUGCUUUCAAACCACACGCGCAGUCCGCACUGUCCUGGUUGAUGCUAAAUAUGGCAUGCCACUCAAAGAGGUAAAUAGCAUAGGUGGUGUAUACCAGUACCUGGAGGACACUGUUAUCCCUGUGAUGAAGGUAGCCUCUCAACAUGGCAGUAGGGAGAUCUCUGCAGCCUCAGAAUUCUUUCUGGUUGGAUCAUACAGGCUUAGACAGCUUAGGGUUGGAGAUUCUUGUACAUCAAAAAUUAUCAAAGGACUUAUGGUUGGCUGUAAGCCGUCAUAUUCUCUCACUGGCGAGGACAGUGGUGACUACAAUAAAUCAUGGAGCAUCCCAUUGUUGGAUGAAGAUUAUGCUAUUAACCCAUGGAUUCACCAGUCUGGCUGGUCCCUGAAGACCCUUCCAUUCGUGGGCUCACAUGCCACAUACUCUGGGGGUGGAUAUGUCGUACCAUUGUCUGGCCAGGAGCAGCGGGAUACAGAUUCACUUGAGGACUUGGAAACCAGAGGAUGGAUUGAUCGAAAUACUCGUGCAGUAUUUCUGGAGUUUACUUUCUAUAACCCGAAUGUGGACAUCUUCACCGUGGGUGUGUACUUGUUUGAGUUUACCAACACUGGUGGAGUGUACCCAAGCCAUCAUGAAAUUUCUACUAGUCUACAUCACUACUCUAGUAGCUAUGGAAUGUUGGUGGCCCUAUGUGAAGGUCUCUUUGCGGCCUUCAAUCUUACUUUCAUCAUUAUUGAAGUGAAGAAGUUCAGAAAACAAGGAAAGUCUGAAUACUUUUCUAGCAUUUGGACAAUUAUGGAUUUAUGUCAGAUUGGAAUGGCUGUAGCUGUUGUGGUAAUGUUUGUUCAAAGGGUACUAGCUGUUGGAAGUGUGAUGGGUGAUUUCAAGUCCUCCAAGGGUGAAACAUUUGUCAGCUUCUAUCCUGCCGUUUUCUGGGAUGUUGCCCUUAUGUACAUGAUGGGUGGGCUUAUGACAACAGUCAUAUUAAAAACUAUCAAGUUGCUGAGAUUUAACCGCAAGGUGUUCCUCUUAUCGUACACUUUGUCGGCAGUCCAUUUGCAUCUGUUAUCUUUAAUACUCAUCUUCACCAUCACCACUUUCGCUUUUGCCGCGUUUUCAUAUCUACUGUUCAACUCCGUGUUCAGGGGCUACAAAACGCUUGGUGAUGCGUGGGUAUCCAAUGUAGGUCUGUUAAUGGGCAUGGCAGACUUUGUCGGUCUCUACGAGUACAACCAAAUCCUCGGUGUGGUCUUCCUGUUAAGUUUUGUGAUUACCGUCUAUUUUGGUGUGAUGACAUUUGUCCAAGCUAUUCUCAAUGUGGGUCGCAUAGAAGCAAAGGACAGAAUCAAGGGCAAGAAGAAUGAUCUGGAUCUCGUGAACUAUAUCACUUCAAAACUGAAGAUGUUUGUUCAACAGAAAUAAAUUGUUUCCAUCCUAAAAAUCAACAGAAGUAAAAUUUUGUAUUUGAAGUUAUACAGUAUCAAACAGUUUCCUACCAGUAUUUAAAGUUCAACUGAUAUAAACUGUGUAAAGUUCAAUAUAAAUAAACUUGUUUCCUAUUUUAAGUUCAAGAGAAAAAAAACUGUUUGCUAUAGAAUGUUCAAUAGUUGAAAACUGUUUCCUGUAUAAAAUUCAACAGAAAAAAAAACUGUUUCCUAUUUAAAGUUCAACAGAAAUAAACUGUUUGCUAUAGAAAGUUCAACAGUUGAAAACUGUUUCCUGUAUAAAAUUCAACAGAAAAAAACUGUUUCCUAUUUAAAGUUCAACAGAAAUAAACUGUUUCCUAUUUAAAGUUGAACAGAAAUAAACUGUUUCCUAUUUAAAAUUGAACAGAAAUAAACUGUUUCCUAUUUAAAAUUCAACAGAUGUAAACUGUUCCUUAUUUAAAAUUCAAAUGAAGUAGACAAUACCUUGCCAAAUAGGAAUCAUCUGUUUCAGUGUAUAAAGAACACAAUGAGUUGAUGUUAAUGUUUAUCUGUUUUUGUUUUAUUUGGUAUUUUAUUAUGACGUUUGUUAAAUUUGCUGUGUGUUUCACAGUUACAUCAUUGAUUUAGACAAUUCUGGAGAAGGGAUAUGAUGAGACUGUGAACAUUACAGAUCAUGUAUUUAUUGUUGGACACAUAUUUAAAAUAAUCAUCCACCUUUAACUUUAUUAGCACAUGAAAAUGUCAAUGUAUUAUCAUAGCCUUUGUUAUGUCAGCAUGCAAAUAUUCUUAUUACACUUUACAAAAUACGUAUAAGUAGAAAAAAUAAAUAAACAAUCAAUGAGAAGGUGAUCAUGUUCUUAUAAACAUUUAGUAAGAAUUUACUAUUCUUUAACAAAGAUACAUAAUUUUCUAAGUUCUGUUCUAUUAGUUGAAUUUAAUAACUGGACAUACUUAAUCACUGACGGUUUUAUAGUGAUUAAGUUAGUAUUCUUUAUAUAGUUCCUUCUAAGAGCAUCACUGUAAGAACAGAUACAUGUAAGGUUAACACGUAAUGCUGACUUAAAUGAUUGUUGGGUUAUGCUCCUUUUCGAAUGAACAAAGAACAGAUGGCCAUUAAUUGGCAUUUAUGCAUGUUUUACAACAUUCUCUGUAACUGUUAACAAAAUAAGUUUUAGAUGUUAUCAGAAAAAAAGAGUUAUUUUUAUUGUCAUAUAGAUCCAUGUAUUAUGUUAUUGAUAUGUUUAAAAGGGACUAGGCAUCAAAUAUGGUCCAAAAUCGGCUUAUACAUUACUUCCUCAAAACAAACAUAAAAUUGUCAAUGCAAGCUACUAGGAGGCUGAUAAGACAUCACACUACAUUGUGGUUAAAAUUUUGAAGAAAAAAACAUGCAACAUUCAUGUUGCUGUCUCAUCAGUGUUUCCCCGUUUAAAAUAGCGCAAAUAAAUUAGUUCCCCAGUUAAAUCAUAUCUGGUAAUGAGUACAGAUAAAUAUACCGAUGCUAUUUUUAAACUUGGUGGGAUUUACGUGGUAGACAACCCUAUAUAUAUGGUUGUAUAGUAAAUUUCAAAUUGGUAAAAAACUGCAAAAGAUGCGUGUGUUAUAAGCAGUGUGAUACAUCAGUAGGCCGACAAUUCAAUUCAAUUCAAUAUACACAACGAUGUCAGUUUUAUUUACGUUUUUGACGUUUUUUCUUUUUUCUUGCAAUUGUAUUAUCAGACGGUGUCUAACCCCUUUAAUGUGCAAUUGAAUAUAUAUUUAUCCAAUAAAUGUUUUAAACCUCGAUCCUGUACAUGUUUGUACAGACAUUUUCUUAAUGAAUGUUUUCCUAGUUUAAUCUUGAAUAAUGUUAAUGAAAGUUUGUUAGUUAAUCAAUGUUAUUUCAACAGUUCGUAAAUAAAUCAUGGUUUCAAAAAAUAUUGUUUUUUAUACUGUUAUGAUAUAAUGACACCCAUAAGUAGACAUGUAAGGGGGUAUUCACUGUAAAUUUUAAAUUAUCACUCAUGGGCACACCUGAAGCAUUUUGAACUGUACGCCCACAUACGUUAAUGAGCCUUCGACAUGUAUAAGCUGCACUCUCACAGAUUUACGGUUUUUACACCUUUUUUAUUUUUUUAUUUUUUACUAGUUUUUAAUUCAAUCAGUAAGAAAAAUACGGUGCGUUUUAAAUGCACAUUUAACACACUCUUGAGAAGGGAUAGUAAUGAAAGAAUCGUUUUUAAUGCAGUAGUAUACAUGUACCAUACGAUUAUUAAGCAGUACAUACAUCCAUUAAGUGAUUUCGAUAUUAUGUAACUUGGCCUGGUGACCUAUGAGCUGGUGUGACCCAUUUCAUCUUGACCUAGAUUUCUGAAAGACAAUCAUUCUGGGUCUGUUGUAUGCUGAUCAGAUGAAAUUUUAUCCGCAAUGCUUUUAUAUGCUUUGACCUGAAAUGGUCUUGCUUUUGACCUGACACAACCCAUGCUCAAUAUAAUUUAUAUUUGAGGGCGAUUUAUACAUUCACAGCCUUCUUUUACUUCUUUUCCCUUCUUUUUUGUUAUGCUCCUACUUUUUCUUUUUUGUAAAAAUAUUUCGAGAAAUAAUAGAAAAGUUUAAACUAAAUGCAUUACUUGAAAUGGUCUAAAUCUUGAUUUUAAUAAGAAGCAAUUUCUAGUAUUUUUUGUAUGAUAAAUCUGAUGCAGUAGGUCUUCAUUGCUGCAAGAGGGGUUCUAUGAUGAGAAUGAGUGGUGCAUGUUCGCUAGUCAGAGACACUCGUUCCAGGUUCAUCUCCUUAUCCUGUGGCUUGAAGCACCUUCUAAGCAAAGAUAACUACAUGUACAAUACAAUUAAUGAAUAGGUUUAGUUGUCAUUUAUUUGCAUCCGAAAAGGUAAUUGAAGAGCCCUACUAUCCAUACUUUUUGCUCUUAAUAUCCCUAUUUUUCCCUACUUUAAAUUAAAAUAAUUUUGAAGAAAAAAACAUGCAACAUUCAUGUUGCUGUCUCAUCAGUGUUUCCCCGUUUAAAAUAGCGCAAAUAAAUUAGUUCCCCAGUUAAAUCAUAUCUGGUAAUGAGUACAGAUAAAUAUACCGAUGCUAUUUUUAAACUUGGUGGGAUUUACGUGGUAGACAACCCUAUAUAUAUAGUUGUAUAGUAAAUUUCAAAUUGGUAAAAAACUGCAGAAGAUGCAAGUGUUAUAAGCAGUGUGAUACAUCAGUAGGCCGACAAUUCAAUUCAAUUCAAUAUACACAACGAUGUCACUUUUAUUUACGUUUUUGACGUUUUUUCUUUUUUCUUGCAAUUGUAUUAUCAGACGGUGUCUAACCCCUUUAAUGUGCAAUUGAAUAUAUAUUUAUCCAAUAAAUGUUUUAAACCUCGAUCCUGUACAUGUUUGUACAGACAUUUUCUUAAUGAAUGUUUUCCUAGUUUAAUCUUGAAUAAUGUUAAUGAAAGUUUGUUAGUUAAUCAAUGUUAUUUCAACAGUUCGUAAAUAAAUCAUGGUUUCAAAAAAUAUUGUUUUUUAUACUGUUAUGAUAUAAUGACACCCAUAAGUAGACAUGUAAGGGGGUAUUCACUGUAAAUUUUAAAUUAUCACUCAUGGGCACACCUGAAGCAUUUUGAACUGUACGCCCACAUACGUUAAUGAGCCUUCGACAUGUAUAAGCUGCACUCUCACAGAUUUACGGUUUUUACACCUUUUUUAUUUUUUUAUUUUUUACUAGUUUUUAAUUCAAUCAGUAAGAAAAAUACGGUGCGUUUUAAAUGCACAUUUAACACACUCUUGAGAAGGGAUAGUAAUGAAAGAAUCGUUUUUAAUGCAGUAGUAUACAUGUACCAUACGAUUAUUAAGCAGUACAUACAUCCAUUAAGUGAUUUCGAUAUUAUGUAACUUGGCCUGGUGACCUAUGAGCUGGUGUGACCCAUUUCAUCUUGACCUAGAUUUCUGAAAGACAAUCAUUCUGGGUCUGUUGUAUGCUGAUCAGAUGAAAUUUUAUCCGCAAUGCUUUUAUAUGCUUUGACCUGAAAUGGUCUUGCUUUUGACCUGACACAACCCAUGCUCAAUAUAAUUUAUAUUUGAGGGCGAUUUAUACAUUCACAGCCUUCUUUUACUUCUUUUCCCUUCUUUUUUGUUAUGCUCCUACUUUUUCUUUUUUGUAAAAAUAUUUCGAGAAAUAAUAGAAAAGUUUAAACUAAAUGCAUUACUUGAAAUGGUCUAAAUCUUGAUUUUAAUAAGAAGCAAUUUCUAGUAUUUUUUGUAUGAUAAAUCUGAUGCAGUAGGUCUUCAUUGCUGCAAGAGGGGUUCUAU